Messenger RNA from Camelus dromedarius (Arabian camel), 816 nucleotides. Its product is annotated as olfactory receptor 7G3. Gene Ontology annotation, cellular component: plasma membrane. The transcript is spliced from 3 exons. Bases 1 to 816 code for a protein of 271 amino acids. Gene Ontology annotation, molecular function: olfactory receptor activity; G protein-coupled receptor activity. The record is from RefSeq and is a predicted model, not a curated record. Gene Ontology annotation, biological process: G protein-coupled receptor signaling pathway. NCBI's taxonomy places the organism in Eukaryota, Metazoa, Chordata, Mammalia, Artiodactyla, Camelidae.
AUGGUGAAAGGCAACCUGAGUGUCACCCCAGAGUUUCUCCUCCUGGGACUGUCAGAGGUGCCUGAACACCAGCCCUUCCUCUUCUGUCUGUUCCUGACCAUGUACCUGGUCGCCGUAGUGGGGAACCUGCUCAUUGUCCUGGCCAACAGCGCCACCUCCACCCUCCACAUCCCCAUGUACUUCCUCAUAGCCAGCCUGUCCUGCGUUGAUGUCUGCUUCACCUCUGUCACUGUACCAAAGAUGCUGCUAAACAUGCACGCCCAGAGCCAAUCCAUCUCCUACGGCCGGUGCCUCGCCCAGAUGUAUUUUCUCAUCUUGUUUCUAGAACUGGACAAUGUCCUCUUGGCACUGAUGGCGUAUGACCGAUUUCUGGCCAUAUGUCACCCUCUUCACUACACCACCACCAUGAGCCCCAAGUUCUGCAUCAUGUCAGUGUCCGUGGCUCUGAUUGUCACAAAUGUCUAUCCCCUGGUCCACACCCUCCUGAUGACCAUCCAAAGGCUGCGUUCUUCCCGGGGCAAGCUGAAAGCCUUUUCCACGUGCAGUUCCCACCUGGCUGUGGUGUCACUAUUCUAUGGGACCCUCUUCGGGGUGUAUCUGCGCCCUUCCUCCUCCUACACAGCCGAGGACUCGGCGGCCACGGUGCUUGCUAUCUAUCCAAACCCCGACUGCCCCGUGCAGUUUUACUGCGAGUGGAAUGAAACACAAGUAACGGGGCAUGUUUUGUGCCGGGCACCGCUUUCAGGGGGCGUAUGCAAUUAUUCAGUGUCCCAAACAUUCUGUGAUGGAGACGCUGCCAUCGUCCGCGUCUUCUAG